This is a messenger RNA of Peniophora sp. CBMAI 1063, 1650 nucleotides long. The record is from the annotation of a GenBank genome assembly. NCBI's taxonomy places the organism in Eukaryota, Fungi, Basidiomycota, Agaricomycetes, Russulales, Peniophoraceae.
AUGGAUAAUCUUCCUCCUGAAAUACUGGCUAUGAUAUUUCAGCUCGUGGCUAUCGAGCAACCUGCUCUCAGCACGGCGAUCUCAAAAUGCUCAGGACAUGGGCAAUAUCCCCUGCGGAUGACGAUCGGGACUUGUGCGCGCUGCCGCAUCUCCUACCUUGGCUGGAUCAACGCCUUACACGUAUGUCGGCGUUGGAGGGAUACGGCCAUCGCGACGCCUGGCCUGUGGACGACCCUUACCAACAAUAUGUCAACUGGAGUGGCGGACGUUUUCCUCGCGAGAAGCCACGAGUCGAAUUUGCGCCUCUUGUGGGAUGGAUUCGUCAGCAACAUGUCCUCGCACCAGCUCGAUGUCCUGAUGCAUAUCCUCGCAUCUGCGCGCUUACGCGUCACAGAACUGGUAGCCCCGUUGAGCAUGAUGCAUGCGUCGCGGACCGCAUUCGCGCAAUCGCCGCUCUGCAACCUACGACGUCUGGAAAUGGAAUGCGACGCCGAUCAAUCCGCUGCGAACAUCUUGGACCCUCUCACAAUCGUCCAGUCAACAGCUCUGCGAGAGCUGUCGGUCUUCAUGAGGGUGCAAAACAUAGCGUGGCGAAGUGUCAUACCUCGACUCGCUCAACUACGGGUCUUGGAGAUCGACGUGGGUAUGCCGGGCUACUUGACCGAGAAUCUCUUUGUCGCCGUGCAGGCCAUCGAUUCCUUAGAGAUCCUCCGCUUACAUGGCUUACGAGACGGGGAAUCAAUCGCGGUCACAAAAUCGAUGAAGGACGUCGAGCUCGCAACCUGCACGGAAGUCGAUCUCGAAGGGGAGGACGAGGCUGUUGCGACAGUAUUAGGUGUUUUGCGCCUCCGGACCGAUGUCCGCCUGCGAGUACACGCCUCGCUACGAGAACUCGGAGAGAUCGUGUGCACGCCUUUGGCGAUCACUGCUCUUCACGGUUUUCUGGAUGAAGGGAAAAGAAGAGACUCUGUGUCAUACUUGCGCGCGUCAUUCGAGCACGCAUCGGCACCAAUCCCAGGAAGCAACAAUAUCUUCUUCCCUAGCUUUGUCAAAACAAGAUGGAGGUUAUGUGCCUUUCACCACGACACGGAGCACGACGAUACCCCGGCCUCCGGUCUGGCGGAUUUGGAGGUGGAGAUCGGAUGGACGGCAUACGACAGCACCGCACGAAGCUCUCUCGCUAAGCAUGGCGAUGACUUCUUUGGGCUCGCAGGCGCGAUCGGGUCCAACAUACAAGAAGUACACCUCAUAUCCCCGCCCACCGGUGCUGCGAUAUAUACUCCGGACUAUGUGCAUCAUCACUUCAAGUCCUGGACAUCUGUAAAACGCGUUCGAGUGACGGGCGUCAACGUUGCAUCUCGAGCGCUUGAUGAGCUUUCGCCGCACACGGAGAGGACUCCACUGUUCCCUCAGUUAUCGGAGCUCGCGUUCUCGGGGGUGUACGUUGAAGACUGGACGUCCGCGGCGUUGAUCAGUUCGGAAUGUUUGGGCGCGAAACUCGCUCGAGUCGCUCGCGAACGGCGUGCGGCGGGUCACCCCCUACAGAGGAUAGAGAUGAGCGGUGAUGCGAAGGUGCUACAGAAAGAGGGAUGGCGGUCAGAACUCAGUGAAGUAGCCAAUACAGAGAUACGCGGGCUUCAUCCUAUGUAA